Molecule: messenger RNA, 1199 nt
Organism: Aphanomyces invadans
Lineage: Eukaryota; Oomycota; Saprolegniomycetes; Saprolegniales; Verrucalvaceae
Exons: 2
Coding region: 24-857 (277 amino acids)
Source: RefSeq, a predicted model, not a curated record
AUCGACUUUGAUCUGCACAAGGUAUGGCGGCACCGCGGUGGAAGCGCUCGGCGUGGCUACAUGCCACGGACGUCCUUGCGUCGACGUUGCGAGGGUACAUUUCGCUUCAGAAAAAGCACCAGGACGAGCUGCGUACGUUUGCGUCGAAAGCUUGCGGCGUCUUGGAAGAGGCCGCCGUGGGAUCGGAAUCGCUCCGAGGGGUUCUGACCCACGUGUCGGAGCUGUUUGCACAUGCCGCGAGCGCCCCUGAGGAACUCUGUGUUAACCUUCCAUUGGACCUCGACGAGCUCCAAACAGAGCUUCAGCGCCAAGUCGACCAAAUGGAGUGCUUGGUGCAGGAGACAAACGCUCAAGAAUCGGCAUUCAACGCUGCCAAGCAAGCGUAUGCGUCGGCAUGGACUGCAUUCAACACGUCUUUUACACAGUCGAGUGAAUUGUUGGCUCGAGCGAUCGACUGCGGCAUCGACCCCAAUUUGUUUCUCGAUGUCGACGAUGCAUCUGCGAUCCAAGCGACUCAGAGCAGCACGACGACGACGAUACCGCCCGUCGAUUCGUCGCCGGCGCUUGGCUCGAAGAAAAUCGUUCGCCAAGUCGCCGACGCCAUCCGUCGUGCAAAGAGCAACAAGGCCACAUGCAUCGUCCAGUACAAACUGUUUCGCAAGGUUGCCGGCGAGUACGCCCAGGCGCUCGACGCGAUGACUGCCACACAGCAGGUACGCGUCCGUGUCGCCGUCCGACCGCUCCACCUCGUGCAGGCCAUCGAGCGCGAGAGCAGCACCAACCUGACGUCGAUCGUGCACAAGUUCAUUGUGUGCUACUUGUCUCUUGUCAAGAACCUCGAGGUAGGACGGUCUUGAAUGGAUGGCUAGCAUUUGCCCGGACUGUCGGUAGUACGACCUCGUCCAACUCCACGGCAGCGUCGAAGCCGAACAAAAUCAAAUGCUGGCGAUGCCGCCGCGAUUCGUCGGGCACGCGGCAGCGAUCCACGAGCAGAUGCAAGCGAUGCCGCCCCCGUUGGGUGAACCGCUCGAACUGUCGUACUUUUUGGAGCAAUACUUUCCCACGACGCAAGUGCGGCCGUUGCUAGUGCGCCACCAGCCGCGCACGUCGUUGUUUGCCGCCUAAGUUGUCGUUGUCUACCGCCAAGGAAUGCAAAUUGCGAAAUGGAUGCAUGUCUGUGGAGGUGUGUGUAUGUGGGG